Microthlaspi erraticum is the source of this 540-nucleotide messenger RNA. Lineage: Eukaryota; Viridiplantae; Streptophyta; Magnoliopsida; Brassicales; Brassicaceae. The record is from the annotation of a GenBank genome assembly.
AUGGAACGGGAGUUUGACCACGAAGCAGAGAGGAACAGAAGACGAGAUCGAUCGUGCCGCUCGAUCACCCAGUCGAGCCCGAGCAGCCUUUUAGGAGAUAUCACGUUUGUACUGAAGACUGGUCCACAGCCGGCCGAACGCACUCGGCCGGACAGGAAGGGAAUUUGGUUCGCUCGGCCUUCAUCAGGACCGACCUGCAAGACCACACCGUUUGAUCCGGGAAGCAUUUCCCCGCGGUCGACCAAGAUUUACCACAUGUCCCAUGCAGCCAACCGAGCGCAGCGAUCGAUCCGGGGAGCAAUGACCCGCGCUCGACCCAUUCCUCGACAUGCGAUCAAAGCAUCCGGCCGAACGCACCGGUCGACCAGGAAGGCAAAGGACCACGGUCGACCCAGAUCAUCACCUCACGACCAAGACCAUUACAUCACGGCCGACCACAUCCCUUACACGGUCGACCCGAUGUCCGCGAACAAGAAGCCCACUUAUGCAGUUUUGACAAUUCUCAGCCCAAUUAACCUAAACCGAAUUGUGAAGACCUAG